Molecule: messenger RNA, 786 nt
Organism: Prunus armeniaca (apricot)
Lineage: Eukaryota; Viridiplantae; Streptophyta; Magnoliopsida; Rosales; Rosaceae
Source: the annotation of a GenBank genome assembly
AUGAUAUGCACUCAAACUUUGUUCCAACCAACGUCAAAGAUAGCAGCCCUUGCAAGGUCCGGUCAGAUAACACGUGCCCGCAAGCUAUUUGAUGAAAUGUCUCAUGGAGAUUCGAUCACUUGGAAUGCAAUGCUUACUAGCUAUACCCAACUGGGUUUUCACCAAAAAGCCAUUUCUCUUUUCCACCACAUGAGAAUUUCUGACACUGGGCCUGAUCACUUCACCCUCACUGCAACUUUAAGUGCGUGUGCUGGCGCAUUCAAUCUGCGGUGUGGAAUCGAUGUUCAUGCUUUAAUAACUAUUUUGGGCUAUCAGUUGUACUUGCUGAUUAAUAAUUCUCUUAUUGAUAUGUAUGGGAAGUGUUUGAAUCCCUCUAGUGCUAGGAGAGUGUUUGAAGAGAUGAAACUUAGGAAUGAAAUAACUUGGGUGGAGAUAGCUUGGAAUAUUAUGAUUACUUUCAGUGUUGUGAUGAAUGCUUGCUCUGAAGCAUUAGGAUUUUGGCAUGGUUGCAUGGUGCAUGCUCUUAUCAUUACAAGUGGUUGGAGCUCUGCCGCAGAGAAUGCCAUGAUUGACGCCAACAUGAAACUGGGGAAUACCCACGAGGCACUUCCUAUAUUUCAGCGAGCCACUGAAAAUAACAUUGUCUCCUGGACAUCUAUAAUCUCAGGGUAUGCAGGAAAUGGACAUGGGGAAGAAGCUGCUACCUUCUUUGUGGAUAUGGUGAGAAGUGGUGUCCAACCAGAUGAUAUCACAUUCGGAGUUGUCCUUCAUGCAUGCUCAGGCUAG